Messenger RNA from Branchiostoma belcheri (Belcher's lancelet), 1412 nucleotides. RefSeq names its product protein artemis-like. Gene Ontology annotation, biological process: interstrand cross-link repair; protection from non-homologous end joining at telomere; double-strand break repair via nonhomologous end joining. The coding region runs from base 48 to 1388 and encodes 446 amino acids. Gene Ontology annotation, molecular function: damaged DNA binding; 5'-3' DNA exonuclease activity. Lineage: Eukaryota; Metazoa; Chordata; Leptocardii; Amphioxiformes; Branchiostomatidae. The transcript has 15 exons. The record is from RefSeq and is a predicted model, not a curated record.
CAUCGUGAUCCUGGUUUCCUAGAAAAGAUCACUCUUUUUCUCCUAACAUGAGUUGUUUUGGAGGCCGGAUGUCUGAGUAUAGGUUUUUGUCAAUCGACAGAUUUGACGGAGAAAAUCUGGAGUCCUGGGCGUUCUUUCUUUCGCAUGCACACAGAGAUCACAUGGUUGGGUUGGAUAGUCCAGGCUUCCUGUCUAGAUUGAAGUCCAGCCUAAAAACUCGACUGUACUGCUCAGAGAUCACCAAGGCCUUACUACUGACGGAAAAACAAUUUAAACCACUGGAACCAUUUAUUGAAACUUUAACAGUUGACACACCCACAAGUCUGACAGUUACAGAUGAAGUUACAGGGAAGGAACACAGCCUACUGGUAACCCUUCUACAGGCAGGGCACUGUCCUGGCUCUGUCAUGUUUUUGUUUGAGGGUACAGAAGGUACAGUACUGUAUACAGGAGACUUCAGACUACCCGUGGGGAGUGCUGCACAGUUUCUACAUCUACAUCAGGGAGGAAGACCAAAGGACAUCCAGAGCCUGUAUGUUGACACCACAUUCCUAGUCCCAGAGGCAAAGUACAUUCCAUCCAGGGAAGACUGCUGCACUGCCUUGAUCAAUCUCGUGCAAAGCUGGAUCAGCAGAGGUUCCCACUAUGUGGUGAGGCUGAACUGUAAGGCAAAGUACGGCUACGAGUACCUCUUCAUAGAACUCUGCAGGAGGUUUCAUAUGAAGGUACAUGUGAAUGAUCCCAGUAUCUACCAGGAGGUCCCCGAAAUCUUCCAGUGUCUGACCUCUGACCCCAGCGAGACACAGAUCCAUGCCUGCAGAUGGCUGGAGAGGUACCAGAAGGGUAGGCACCACCCGCUGCCCUGUAAGUACCGCCCCCCUCCCCCACAUGAGCUGGAGGUCAUGAGUGUCACUCCCUCCACCAUGUGGUUCACGGCUUACGCAGGGCCUGGGGACGUCGUCAGAAAAAUCUCCAGACACCAUCACAGAGUGUGUUUUUCCUUCCAUUCUUCCUACACUGAGAUCCGAGACUUUGUGGGGUACGUCCGACCGAAAACAAUUCAUGCUAAUGUGGCGCCUGUAGGCUCAACGUUACAGGAAGCUGAGGACAGGUUACGAGACCUGACCAGGAGUGUCCAGGCUGACUCGUCUUUAGUGUCCUACAAGCCACUCGGGUCCCUCAGACUGCAGAGAGCAGCUCUGAAGAGGAAGAAACAAGGUGAUCCAUCUCCAGUUUGGACCGGUUCCAAGCGGUUCGAACCAGUUUUAUAUAUACUCGAGCAACAACUCGUGACUGGAAUAUCCGCAUCUAUACAUCAUGAUCAAUCUGAAGUCUUUAGAACUGUCAGAGAGCAGUCUAUGCACUGCAUGCAACGAAGACCCCGAUAGAACCACCGUGAUAGAACAUGCACC